Hypoxylon fragiforme is the source of this 2411-nucleotide messenger RNA. Its product is annotated as ankyrin repeat-containing domain protein. Bases 237 to 1796 code for a protein of 519 amino acids. Gene Ontology annotation, molecular function: protein binding. Lineage: Eukaryota; Fungi; Ascomycota; Sordariomycetes; Xylariales; Hypoxylaceae. The record is from RefSeq and is a predicted model, not a curated record. The transcript has 2 exons.
GUGCUAUUUUAGUGGCCAGUUGCCAAUCCUGGGUAGUAGGAAGCACUUCCAAUCAACGUUGAAGGGCAUUCAUUCAUUUGAGCUUCACCCUGCAAAGUACCUAACCUAGGGUCUUAAGUGAAAAAAUAGGUAUCAAUGAAAAGGCUUCAUUCCUGGUUACAUUAGUAUCCAGGAAUCUAACAGAGCCUUGGAGGGUCAAGACCAUUUUUUUUCUUUUCAAUUCCAAGGCUGUCAUCAUGAACCUUUUCGGCUUCGCUCCAGAGCUCGUCGAGCAUAUAUUUGCAGAAUUCGCAAAUUCUCGUGAUCUGAAGCGAUUCAUGAGAUUGCGUCUUGUUAGCCGCCAAUUUAAAUUCUUUGUUGAUAAUGUCAUCUUCCGCCUUCGCCUUCUCGACAACUCCGAUUUGGACGUCCGUUAUGAAACCUCUUCAUAUCGCCUUAGUGAUUGGCGCGCCUUUCUCCUAGAGUAUCUGGCUUACCAGGUAUGGGUUGAGAAAGAGCCCAAUUCGCUUCGCGGCUUCAUUCGACGUGUUGCGAUGACCAUUUCUGAACAGGUCGGCGAUACGGAGCGGACCACCAUUCACGCUCGUAUCAAAUCCCUCUGUCAUCUUGCUCUCGGCAAUAAGGAGUAUCGACAAUUCGGCCACAAUCUGUUCAACGUAUCAAUAUCGCCAAUUCCCAAAUACCACGACAUAAAGCUAGGAAAAGAUCUCUUUGUCGCGGCCGUGUAUCUUGGCGAUAGAUCUUAUAUUGAGAAGCUCAUUUCGCAGGGCUCUCGGUGUGGUAACUGUCAAGGUAACCGCCCAGGUAGCUGGCAAAAGAUGGCACAUGUCACCAGUAACGUCUUUGGCGACGCUUACGGGGCAGCCACCUUCAAGGGCGACUUAUCCAUGUUACGCCUUCUCAUUUCAUCCAGUCCGGAUUUUCAACAAUCUGCGCCUCUGAAUUCCAGCCUUCAUCAACGUACUCUCCGCCGCGCUGCCGUUUUAGGUCACAAGGACAUUUUCGAUUUCGCUCUCGACAAUAAGCCUAUUGAUUUGACCGCAGGGGAGCGUGAAGAUUGCCGCGGAUACCCGGAAUAUGAAUGUCUAAGGGAUGCAAUAGCUUCCACGCCAAUCGUAGAAAACUACAAGCGCGGCGCUUCCAUGUUCAUACCCAAGAGCAAGAUAUUCGACCCCCGCGGUCGUGGAAGUACCCAGGCCCGACUUACAGAAAAAGCAGACGCAGGCCAUGUGGAUAUGGUACGAUAUUUCCUCAGCCAAGGCAUCUUGCUUAGCCACAAUACUCUGAAGAACGGAGUGAACGGGUGUGAGCCCCUGCUAGCAGGUGUGAGGGGUGGAAACCUGGAUGUGGUCAAGCUGCUUCUCGAUUAUGGAGCAGAUCCAAACUGCUUUCCAGUUGUCGAUACCGCACUUAUGUCCGCUGUGCGACUUUCAAGACUUUCAAUAGCCAAGAUGCUCCUAGAGGCAGGGGCAAGAAGCAACGAGGGCUGCCCUCCACCCAUUGUAUUAGCCGUCUUCAAGGAGGAUAUGCCCAUGUUCCGUUUGCUGCGUCAAUACGGUGCCACGUUGGACACCCCGGAGACCGGAAAUUGGGCGAUGGCCGUCGCACAGUUCUACGAGCUGGAAUCGAUGGCAGAUGUGCUUGUACAGGAAGGUGUAGAGAAGGGCGCGGUCCUUCAUCGUUGUGCCGGACGUAAAGAGAUAUACCAACCCCAAUACCUGUUUCCGCAGUGUGCGCUAGACCAAGAGGACAUUUGGCAACUCGCAAUAGAGCAAGACGCACUAGAAUAUCUUUGAGCCAUAACAAUCAUGAUGAUGAUGAUAUGUAUUUUCCCUUUCUCGGUUUUACCUAGACACACGUCAAGGUAUCAUCUGUCCUACGAGAUUGAGCAAAUGUCGCGAAGGCGCAAGACUACUUUCUAAUACCUGUAACUAGAUUACAGUGCGCCGCAUUAUUCAAUCAGACCUCGAUGUUUUAUAGCAUGGCAUACCUACCUACCUAGGUAUCUAGGUAGAUAGGCACCUAGUGGACCUAGUAUAACAGUACAGCCAUACGUGGACAAGUACUCAUAAUAGUUGAGCAUGAGGCUCUCUUGAACAUUGAAGUAUACCGCAUAAGGAGGUGUUUACUUUGUCAUUUCUUGGAGUUUCAAGUACCUACGGUCUUCCCCCCUCCAUAUUAUCAGUUCUUACUCCCGGGUAUAGUACCUGGCUUACAUCACUGAAGCCUGCUUCGUAGACACAUCUCGUUUGGCCUAACUGGGUCCCUAUAUAAACAAUACCCAUCCAUACCAAUCUUUUUUUUCAUUCAUUCAUCAAAAUUUAUCCUAAUCCUAAGAUACCUCCGCUGCUAUUGGCCGCCGCAAAGUUCCUAGCAUGAUAGUGAAACUUCCUCAAGAAUCACGUCCCGGA